Molecule: messenger RNA, 2290 nt
Organism: Volvox carteri f. nagariensis
Lineage: Eukaryota; Viridiplantae; Chlorophyta; Chlorophyceae; Chlamydomonadales; Volvocaceae
Gene: sclb1
Product: succinate-coa ligase beta chain, succinyl-CoA synthetase mitochondrial precursor
Exons: 7
Coding region: 73-1338 (421 amino acids)
Biological process (GO): succinyl-CoA metabolic process; tricarboxylic acid cycle
Cellular component (GO): succinate-CoA ligase complex; mitochondrion
Molecular function (GO): ATP binding; succinate-CoA ligase (ADP-forming) activity
Source: RefSeq, a predicted model, not a curated record
ACGACGAAAUUAGUUAUAACUUGCAAAUAGGAAGGGCGAGCUCUUCGUUCUUGACUGCUUGUGUCGGGGAGAAUGCUUGCCUCUCUUGUCAGGGUUUUUGCAAAGCAGGGGCUGGGCAGCCUUGGCGCAUUAUCGCAAUGUCAGCAGCUCCGAUUCUUCAAUGUGCACGAGUAUCAGGGUGCACAACUUAUGAGCAAGUUUGGCGUAAACGUCCCCCCCGGCAUCCCGGCAAAAACAUUGGAUGAAGUUGCCCAGGCCGUUGAACAGAUGGCGGAUGAGAAUGGCGAGGUAGUUCUGAAGAGCCAAAUCCUUGCUGGCGGUCGCGGGCUGGGCCGCUUCACCAACGGCUUGCAGGGAGGAGUACACAUCGUGCCCAAAGCUCGCGCCCUGGAGCUUGCUAAGCAAAUGCUAGGGGGCACCCUAGUCACCAAGCAAACAGGUCCUGCCGGCAAGCCGGUUAACACUCUGCUGAUUGCACGCAAGAUGAAACUACGCCGGGAGAUGUACUUUGCAAUCCUGCUAGAUCGCAAGACCGCGGGCCCCAUGAUGAUUGGCUGCAGCGAGGGCGGUACCAGCAUCGAAGACCUCGCGGAAAAGUAUCCCGAGAAAAUUAUCAAGGUACCAGUGGAUAGUCGUACAGGCAUCACUGACGCGCAGGCGGCGAAGAUGGUUGAGGGACUGCGGGUAACGGGGGACAAGGCCAAAGCGGCACAGCAGAUCAAGGCCCUGUACGACCUCUUCGUUAAGUGUGAUUGUACGAUGGUGGAGGUGAAUCCAUUGGCGGAAAGCCUCGAUGGCCAGCUAAUUGCUGCGGACGCUAAAUUAGGGUUUGACGAUAACGCAGCAUACCGCCACAAGGAAAUAUUUGAUUUGAAAGACGAGAGCCAGAUCGACCCACGGGAGGUCGCUGCGGCUAAGUACGAUUUGAACUAUAUCGGCCUGGACGGCAGCAUUGGGUGCAUGGUCAACGGGGCUGGUCUGGCCAUGGCCACCAUGGACAUCAUUAAGAUGCACGGAGGGUCACCAGCCAACUUCCUGGACGUCGGGGGGAGUGCCAAUGAGCAGCAGGUAGUUGAGGCGUUCAAGAUCCUCACUAGCGAUAAGCAAGUUAAGGCCAUCCUGGUCAACAUCUUUGGCGGCAUUAUGAAAUGCGACGUCAUUGCCAGAGGCAUUGUCAACGCGGCCAAGCAGGUCGGCGUAUCGGUACCGCUGGUGGUUCGGCUAGAGGGCACCAAUGUGGCUCAGGGUAAGGACAUCAUCCGCUCCUCGGGUAUGGCCAUCAUUGCGGCGGAUGACCUGGACGACGCGGCCAAGAAGGCAGUGGCGGCCAUUGCUUGAGGCAGCAGAGUGUGUAAGGGAACCGACUUAAAGCAUGGAAGAGGGCCCGCCUUUAAGCAGGCAUAAUGUGCACCGAGUUCAGCGUCACUGCUGCGCGGAGUAGGGACCAAUGGCGACGUCUUCGGGUGAGGCACGGAUUGCGAGCCACUGACAGAUGUCGGGUGUCGGGACAGCGGCGAAUCGAGCAGUGCCAAGAUGGAGGCGGGAUGGCUGGAUGGUCAUGGCACAGAUAACCAUCUUUUCAUGUAGGUUUGGAUGUGUGCUUGGCCUUCCAUUUCUUUGUUUGUUUACGAAUCUGGUCUUUAGGAACGGCACUUCAACUCAACCGACAGUCUACCAGACGGUGUAGUAAGGAGUCGGGGUGGUUGCUAGACAGUUAGCUCAGGGAACAACUGGCGGCCUAUUGUCGCUGUUGGACAAUGACACGUUUUCCUCGAUGUGAUCUGCUAAAUAGUGGAGAGGCGCAUGUACAUGAAAGGAGCGUGCACGCAAGAAUGGUGUCAGCACAGCUGCUGAUCGCCUUACGGGUGCCGGUAUGGAUCGGACUCGACAGGGCAGUACGCGCGGUAAGUGGGCCGGUAGGCAUGAUGGCAGGAAUAAGUUCAGACACCGCUCAAGUACCUGUGUGUUGGUCUGGAGUGUGCACGUACGUUAGCGGCAUUGCUUGGCUCCAACAAGGUGCUAUGGAGGGAUGGGCAAGGAACCCCUCUUCCGUGUAAUACCGUGUAGCCUACAACUAGCGCGUAUUGUAGCAACGGAGUCCAGAACACUUUUGCGAACUCGAGGGUAAGGCCAGGAUGCGAAUGAAAUCUCCCUCCUGAGUUUGUUGUCUCUCUAAAGUUGCUGCGAUGCCCCGCCUGCAUUAGCCGCCACCAUCAGUCUGUGCAAGAUUCACACCCAACAGCAGAUGCCGCCUCUCCAACUGGCCGCCCUUUGUAAGACUGCGCAGCUC